Messenger RNA from Echinops telfairi (small Madagascar hedgehog), 402 nucleotides. It is a transcript of the gene FGF3, whose product is annotated as fibroblast growth factor 3. Gene Ontology annotation, cellular component: cytoplasm. The record is from RefSeq and is a predicted model, not a curated record. Lineage: Eukaryota; Metazoa; Chordata; Mammalia; Afrosoricida; Tenrecidae. Gene Ontology annotation, molecular function: growth factor activity; fibroblast growth factor receptor binding. The annotation marks the transcript as partial. The transcript has 4 exons. Gene Ontology annotation, biological process: regulation of cell migration; positive regulation of gene expression; cell differentiation.
GGGGCGCCGCGCCGCCGCAAGCUCUACUGUGCCACCAAGUACCACCUGCAGCUGCACCCCAGCGGCCGCGUCAACGGCAGCCUGGAGGACGGCGCCUACAGCAUCCUGGAGAUCACCGCUGUGGAAGUGGGCAUUGUGGCCAUUAAGGGGGUCUUCUCGGGCCGGUACCUGGCCAUGAACAAGAGGGGACGUCUCUAUGCUUCGGAGAGCUACAGCGCCGAGUGCGAGUUCGUGGAGCGCAUGCACGAGCUCGGCUACAACACGUACGCCUCCCGCCUGUACCGCACGGUGCCCAGCGGGCCGGCGGCGCGGCGCCCGCCCGGCGCGGGCGAGAGACUAUGGUACGUGUCCGUCAACGGCAAGGGCCGAGCAGACCUGUGCCGCUGGUUGUGUAGCAACUGA